Molecule: messenger RNA, 1119 nt
Organism: Geodia barretti
Lineage: Eukaryota; Metazoa; Porifera; Demospongiae; Tetractinellida; Geodiidae
Source: the annotation of a GenBank genome assembly
UUGAGACCCAUCGCUCAGGCCUUCGGACAGGCGGUCCAUCUGGGAUCGCUGGUGGAGCUGGUGCCCAGGGCUGUCCGGGAAUACGGCCUUGAAAAACUGGGAGAGGGAGACGCCAUCCUGACCAACGACCCCUAUUCCGGCGGGGUCCAUUUGAACGACGUGACGCUCAUCUCGCCGGUCUAUGUCCAGGGAGAGUGCUUUGGCUAUGUGGCCAACCUGGCCCAUCACGUGGACGUGGGCGGAGGGGCGCCGGCCAGCAUCGGCGCGUUCCGGGAAGUCUUCCAGGAAGGGAUCAUCGUUCCUCCCAUCAAGCUGGUGCGGGGAGGGGAGGUGGUGGAGGAUCUUUUUGCGCUGGUGAUGGCUCAGAUUCGCUCGAAAUACGAGACGGCCGGAGAUUUCCGGGCUCAGAUGGCGGCCAACGUCACCGGGGUGCGCCGCUUGCAGGACCUGCUGGCCCGGUGGGGAAUCGAAGCCGUCCGGACCUGCCAGGAUGAGCUGCUCGCCUACACCGAGCGUCGAGUGCGGCAGGAGCUGGCCCGCUUGCCCCGGGGAGAGUUUUCCGCAGAGGGGUUUGUGGACAACGACGGCUUUACCGACCGACCGGUGCGUCUGGCGGCCAAGGUGGUGAUCGCCGAGAGGGGAGUCUCGUUUGACCUGAAUGGUUCCGAUCCGCAAAGGCCGGCUCCCGUCAACUCCACCUACGCCAUGACCUAUUCGGCCUGCGCCUACGUCCUCAAGUGCCUCAUCGAUCCGGACGUGCCGGUCAACCACGGCUUUUACCGCCUGGUGAAGCUUCGGGCCCCCGCCGGCACCGUCGUCCACGCCCGGCCUCCGGCUCCGGUGGUCGGGGGCUGGGAGACACAGACGCGGCUGACGGACGUGAUGUUCAAGGCGCUGGCGCCGGCGCUGCCGCGGCGUGUGCCGGCCGGGACCAAGGCCAUGAUGUGCCAGUGGGGUUUGGCGGCGCCGACCCCAGGACCGGCCCACGGCCAGAAUACCGAGAAUGCGCCGGUCGAAGAGAUCGAGCUCAACUAUCCCGUGCGGAUCGUUCGCUAUGAGCUGGUGGAGGAGUCGGAGGGAGCCGGAAGACAGCGGGGCGGCCUGGGACUGCGCCGCUGA